Molecule: messenger RNA, 1464 nt
Organism: Funneliformis caledonium
Lineage: Eukaryota; Fungi; Glomeromycota; Glomeromycetes; Glomerales; Glomeraceae
Source: the annotation of a GenBank genome assembly
AUGAUCAUUUUUAUUUCAGUUCUUAAUACAAUUGUAACUGAGAAAGAAGCAAAAUUAAAGGAUAGUUUGGUCAUGAUGGGAUUAAAAGUUGAAGUGUAUUGGUUAAGUUGUUUCAUCUCCAAUGCGUGGCUUAUGAUCAUUUGCUCGUUAAUAACUUGUUUAGGUGGUCUUGCAUUUGGAUUCUUCGCUUUCAAGAAUUCAAAUUUUUUCGUUCUUUUUAUAACUUUCCUACUUUUUGGUUUGGCAAUGAUUGCGUUCGGAUUCUUUAUCACGACAUUCUGUCGUCGUUCUCAAGUCGCAGUUUUAGUUGGUUACUUCCUAUUUAUCACGGGGUUGCUCUUUGAAUCUUCUGUACUCUCCGACGAUUUCGUAGGAUAUAUUUGGAGGGAUGAUGGAAAGAAUAAAGUCAUUCGGCUCGUAUUAAUUGAUGAUAAAUUCUUACCAGCUCCGAUUCAAUCUUGGUACUUGUUAUUAAUGAAUAUCGCAUUUUACGCUAUUCUCACUUGGUAUUUUGAUAAAGUGAUUCCCGAUGAAUAUGGGGUUGAAGUUGAUAGUGAUGAGGAUGAAGAUGUCGCAAAUGAACGUAAUUUAGCCUUUAAUCCCGAGCAUGAUGCAGCUUUACAAUCAAAUUGUUUGGCACUUCUUGGACAAAACGGUGCCGGUAAAAGUACAACGAUCAACAUCAUCUCUUGCGCCGCAAGGGCCACUUCGGGUGAUGCACUUCUUUAUGGAUGUAGUGUUAAAGAUGAAAUUGGUAAAAUUCGUACGAUGAUGGGAGUUUGUCCUCAACACGAUAUUUUAUUCAAUGAUUUAACUGCAAGGGAACAUAUUGAAUUAUAUGCUGGUAUCAAAAAUAUUCCUGCCGAAGAAAUUCAAAAAUUGGUCGAUGAACGUUUAGCAAGUGUGAGGCUUGCAAAGGUGGCCGAUAAAUUAGCUGGUGAGUUUAGCGGUGGUAUGAAACGUCGUUUAAGCACGAUCAUUGCUACAAUUGGUGAUCCCAAGAUUCUCUUCUUGGACGAACCCACAACUGGUUUGGACCCCGUAAAUCGUCGUCACGUAUGGAGUUUUAUUGAAAAUUUCAAACGUGGACGUGUGAUUAUUCUCACGACCCAUUCUAUGGAGGAAGCGGACGUUCUCGGUGAUCGCAUUUGCGUUAUGGCUCAUGGGAGCCUCCGCGCGCUUGGAAAUUCGAUAAGACUUAAGAGGAAAUUUGGUAGUGGUUACAGGGUAUCCUUGGUAACGAGAGUUGAAGAUAGCGCGAGAUUAAAACGAUUGAUGGAAAAGAGAAUUCCCGAAGCUAUCUUAGAAGAUGAUUCGGCUGGAUCAUUAUUAUAUGAAUUACCAAAUUCCGCCUUACCUAAAUUACCUACUUUGAUUAAUUGGUUUGAAGAAAAUGAGGAAAAAAGUUAUGUUGAACCGACAAGAAAUUGCUUAAAGCUUGGGGAAUUAGUCAAAAGUCUUUAG